Mercenaria mercenaria is the source of this 1479-nucleotide messenger RNA. RefSeq names its product fumarylacetoacetate hydrolase domain-containing protein 2-like. The transcript has 5 exons. The coding region runs from base 1012 to 1479 and encodes 155 amino acids. Gene Ontology annotation, molecular function: hydro-lyase activity. NCBI's taxonomy places the organism in Eukaryota, Metazoa, Mollusca, Bivalvia, Venerida, Veneridae. The record is from RefSeq and is a predicted model, not a curated record.
GAUCUUGGUUCCUUUCUUGAACUGGCCAGAUCCCAUUAUGGGUUCCAGAGUUAUGGCCCCAGAAAGGGCCAGAAUUAGCUAUUUUGACCUUGUCUUAAGGUAGCAGUUGGUAGUUUCCAGCCACAGAUUCGAAUUGGCCAGGGUCAAAAUCUGUCAUUAGAGAUAAAACCUUGAAGUGAAGGCUGUUUUGAUGUUUGAAAUGUUUGUUGAUGUGAGUUUGUGAUUAACAAGUUUAAGAAUGGUAUGUUGCAGAAAUUCUGGCAGAUGCGAAUGUAAGCUUGAUGGCAAUAUUUUCAUAUAACUGCUUGAAAUGCGUAUAUACCACUAUCAGCAUUCAGCUUCUCGUGAACUGUCAAAUGUCAUAUAGGCCUCACACAGUUGAAAAUAGUGAAAAAAGUAAUCGGUUGACAGGUAUUUUUGUCCAGCUCUGCAAUUAAUACUUGAAACUGAGUACAGAAUGCAAGUGGCCAUUUGGCUCUAUCAUUUCCCCUAACAUUUUAAGGCCAGUUGGAGAUAUGGCUAAUUUGGGCUGAAAUGUCAUGUAUUUUCGCGGACUGAAAUUAUCUUUCAGGUGGCUUGUGGAUUUAAAAAUCUAUGCUUUAUAUGAAGUUUACUAUGUAUUUUAUUUCUUCUUCAAGUAAGAUGUAAACAGGUAUCUUUUUAUUUUCAGGUCUGCAUCUCGUAAGAUAUCAGAAGCCGUCUGACUGGGCCACAUCGCUCGGAAGUCCGAAAUACUAGAAAAAACCGGCAUCUGCUGCCAUAACAAGGUCACCAUGCGCAUCCUCUGUAAUUGGAUGACAGCAUGGUGACCUCAUCUCUAAAGACUGAUAAGCCUAGACCACUUGCUGCACCUAUACUCUAUGUGACCCCUUAAGGAGAAUGCAGUUAAUGAAAUAACAACUAAACUUCACCUUACCAAGUCUGUCUGCGAGGAUUGACUGCAUUGUGAAGGGAGAUGAUGUGAAGUUACUAGCUCCUAUAACAUCAUGUGACAAAGUUUUAUGUAUUGGAAUGAAUUACAUAGACCAUUGUGAGGAACAGAAUGCUCCAGUUCCAAUAGAACCAGUGAUCUUCAACAAGUUCCCAAGUUGUAUAAUUGGACCAAAUGAUAACUUAACAUAUCCUAAAGAGACAGAGUGUCUGGACUGGGAGGUGGAAAUGGUUAUAGUCAUUGGAAAGGAAGCCAAGAAUGUAAAGGUGGAUGAUGCAAUGCAGUAUGUGUCUGGUUAUACUGUAGCAAAUGAUGUAAGCGCACGGGACUGGCAGUUGACACCCGGGAAGAAUGGUAGUCAGUGGGUUAUAGGAAAGGCUAUGGAUGAGUUCUGUCCCCUUGGACCAUCCAUCAUUACCCCAGAUGAAUUAGGAGAUCCACAUAACCUUGGUUUGAGAUGUAGAGUGAAUGGGGUCAGAAAACAGGACAGUAACACAAAUCAGCUGGUACACAAAACUGAACAGAUGAUAGCAUUUAUUACAAGGUAA